Molecule: messenger RNA, 426 nt
Organism: Aspergillus fijiensis CBS 313.89
Lineage: Eukaryota; Fungi; Ascomycota; Eurotiomycetes; Eurotiales; Aspergillaceae
Exons: 3
Coding region: 1-426 (141 amino acids)
Source: RefSeq, a predicted model, not a curated record
AUGUGUUUACCCGGUAUCUGCGACCCCUUCGACCUCGAAGACUGCUGCGGCGGCUCCGGCACGGCCGCGCCCCCGGCCAGACAGCGACCGGUCCAGCAGUUCCAGUCUUCAACCCGCCAGCAGCGAGCGGCAGCCGCCGCCGCCGCCGCCGCCGCCCGCGCACCAAGGCCCACGCAAGGCCAGGGCCAAGGCCAACAGAUGCAAGAUACAUUGCCCACCGUCAACGUGAGCAAGACGCCGCGCGGGGCGAUCGUCUUGGCCGGCGUCCCCAGGGGCUUUCCCAGCAUUCAACCCUAUGAGCAGGGCCAGUUGGUGAGCGGGUAUCUUAGGAACGUCACCAACAGCUAUUCGUUCUCCAAUGCGAAGUACUACCGCACCAGGAAGGGUCUGGUGAUCUUGCAGGGGGCGCAGUUCCGGGCAUUGUAG